Quercus lobata is the source of this 351-nucleotide messenger RNA. RefSeq lists its product as uncharacterized. The transcript has a single exon. The coding region runs from base 1 to 351 and encodes 116 amino acids. The record is from RefSeq and is a predicted model, not a curated record. Lineage: Eukaryota; Viridiplantae; Streptophyta; Magnoliopsida; Fagales; Fagaceae.
AUGCAACGUUAUAUGAAUGACACUCCUGCUAAGGAACUUGCCUUCGACAAAGUUCCUUUUUGGGUACAGGUUCACGACAUUCCUUUCAGUUUUCAAACAAGAAAGGUGGCGGAGAAACUUUGUGAAACAGUGGGAGAUAUUCUGAAGUCAGAUGGUGCAACAGAUGAUGAUGGGGGUAGUUUAUUCUGGGUACGAGUGCUGGUGAACAUAACUAGCCCUUUAUGUCGAGGCAGGGUGAUUACUUCACCAAACGGAAGUAAACAUUGGAUUAAAUUCAGAUAUGAGCACUUGCCGAGCAUAUGUUAUUGGUGUGGGAGGUUGGAUCAUGAUGACAGAGAUUGUGAUCUCUAG